CCGAAGAAGAAGCAGUGCUUCCGGUGUGGCCUAUGGUUCCGGUGGUGUCCGAAGUGAAACCGGAGUUUUUAUUUUAAAGUUUUUUUCGGUUCAGACGUGAAGUCUGCGUCACGCUGUGCGCGCGAGCUGCUCCGCUCUCAGAUGUCGUCUGGACUUGUGGCGCCCCCUGGAGGAGGAGAAGAGCUCUGCGAGUGGAGGAGGGAGGUGGGAUGUCAGUGGGAGAGUCCCCAGCAGGAGACGAGGGAGGUGGGAUGUCAGAGCGACUCGGCUCCAAGGAGAGACGCUGGCGUCCAGGUGGACCUGAUGAGACAUUUAGCCUCUCCGGCAGCUUCACCUGCGAUGCUGCUGCAGUGUUUCUCAGUCCGAUCUGACGGAGCAGACGGGGGGGCUCUGCUGCAGCACUGCACCACAACGCGCACCAGAACCAUCAAACCGGCCAUCAGGCUUUCCCCGAGUCUCACAGAGUCCAGGACCCAGAGGAGACCUCCGAGCUCCGACACAGCCAAACCAAACCCGCCCCCACGCCGCCGGCGCCGGCGCCGCGAGCCGCCUGAUACCGACCCGGAGGAUGAGGUGGAGGACACAGGUGAUCCCAACUGGACUCCACCUGCAGAUGGCGAUGCUCCCUCUCCGUCGCCCCCCCGGGACGCGGGGCCGGACCCGGGGUCCCGGCACGGCCCCUUGGUGAAGCUGGAGGUGGAGAGCAUCAUGUGUGACGUGUGUGGCAAAGUGAUGAAGAACAAGUCGAGUCUGGCUCGUCACUCCUUCAUCCACACGGGGAAGAAGCCGUUCGCCUGCCAGCUCUGCGACCUGCGCUUCAACCGCCGCGACAACCUGCAGCACCACCUGACCCGGCUGCACCCCAACGGCGUCCCCAGGCUGGAGAAGCAGCGCGAGGUGCAGGCCUGGCUGUGCGCUGUCUGCGGGAAAACCUUCAACUGCAGGUCCAGGCUGAAGGCUCAUGAGGUCGUCCACUCGGGGGUCAAACCUCACCGCUGCGACCUCUGCCCUAAAGCCUACAUGAGGACCAACGACCUGGAGCACCACAAGAGGAGCGUCCACGUGCCGGGCUCCUCCUCUCCUCCGCGGCCCAGCUCGCUGCUCUGUGACUUGUGCGGCAAAGAGUUCAAAUGCAGGUCGCAGCUCGUCAUCCACUUUCAGACUCACACCGGCGAGCGGCCGCAUCUCUGCGACACCUGCGGACGCAAGUUUGCCAGACAGCACCAGCUGAAACGUCACAAGAUCCUGGUCCACGCCAAGCAGCGGCGAGGAGAGGAGAACCCUCCGUACGACCUGCCCUUCGCCUGCAGCGUCUGCGGCAAGCGGGUAAAGUCCAGAGCUCUCCUCGCUGCUCACAGCCACAUCCACACCAGCGAGAAGCCACACCGCUGCGGCGUCUGUCUGCGCAGCUUCCAACGCGCCACCUGCCUGAAGCAGCAUCACCUGCGCGUCCACCUGAAGGUCAGAGUGAACAAGGCGCCGCACGCCUCCGGGUACAGGAAGUGCACAGCACAGGCCAAGACGUUCCCGUGUCCCAUCUGCAGCAAGACGUUCAAGUUCAAGUCUCUGCUGUCGAGCCACUCGUCGAUCCACAGCGAGCUCCGGCCUCACGCCUGUGACUUCUGCAGCCGCAGCUUCAGGCGCCUCAGCCACCUGAAGAGACACCGGGAGGUGGUGCACGCCAACGGGGCGCGCCCGCCACAGAGCUUCAUCUGCCACAUCUGUGGCAAAGACAAGAAGUGUCGCUCGCAGCUGGACAGGCACGUGAUCAUCCACACCGGGGAGCGGCCGUUCGCCUGCAGCCUCUGCACCGCGCGCUUCAACCGCAGCGGGAACCUGCAGCAGCACAGGAAGCGCGUGCACGGUGUGGGGAGGCCACCGCCCCCUGAGGAAGCCCCGCCCAUCCUGUUCGAUGAUGACAUGACGUGCAAACAGGAAGAGACGGCGGUGGAGGCUCCGGCCGAGCGCUUCGAGGUGGCAGUGACUGACGAGAUGGAGACGGAGGUCGUUCAGGAGCUCCUUGCUUCCUGACCUCUUGACCUCUAACCUCUUGACCUUUAACCUCGAGCCGACGCACGUUCAGAGGAAGUGACUUUGUGUUGAUAGUAAAUUCUGAACCUGAGUGAUCUGACGAUCAGCGAUCGAUUAGUUAUGAUUGAUUCAGAAUUAAACGUGAUUCAGAAAA
Platichthys flesus (European flounder) is the source of this 2185-nucleotide messenger RNA. Its product is annotated as zinc finger protein 16-like. The record is from RefSeq and is a predicted model, not a curated record. The transcript is spliced from 4 exons. Bases 142 to 2031 code for a protein of 629 amino acids. Lineage: Eukaryota; Metazoa; Chordata; Actinopteri; Pleuronectiformes; Pleuronectidae.